UUUAGAGAACGGCUGGGGCGGGGCUAAUGUCUGGGAUUUGGACUAAGACCUGGGUCUGGAGAGGAACCAGGGAUGGUUAGGACUGAGGGCUGGGCCUGUAGGGUUAAGACCGGAGAUAAAGAGGAGGUUCGAGGGUUCAAGGUGGGACAAAGAGGGGUCUCGGAGGAGUCGGUAGGCCCCGGAUGAAGAACGCGGCUGACGCUUAGGGACGAAGACCUGGGCUGAGCCAUGUGGGUCAGGACGACACUAACGAGGAAAAGAUGGACUGAGGAAAAGACUGAGUGCGGGGAGGACUGGCGUGAGAGCGAGCGCCUCGAUAUAAGCAGGUUACCCAGCUGGGAGAGAGGACAACCGCUGGCUGGUGUGGCAUCCAGCACUGAUGUGUCUACCUACUCCUCUGAAGGUGAAUGCAAGGAGACUGACAGCUGCUGCUGGAAACACAAGCAGUGCACUGGGCACAUCAUCUACCCCUUCACCCCUGACUAUGGCCACAGCGUGCACCUACACUCUGCCAGCCACUGUGACUGUGAUUCUAGGCUGAAGAACUGCUCAGAGAAGACAAAUAGCAGCAGCUCCCGAGACAUGGGCCCAACCUGCUCCCGAGAUGUGGGCCCAACCUGCUUCAACAUCAUACAGUCCCCUUGCCUUGAGCUCAUCCCAGAGGAAGCGUGCAUGGAGAGGAUCUGGUAUGGCUGGUGCAAAAGAUACAGGCCUAUCUCCGUGGCAGUGAUCCACCAUCCCCUCCACCACAAGUGUGGGGCAGAUGACCCAAAUGAAGAGGAGGAGGAGGAGGAGGAGGAGGAGGAAGAAAGCAAGCCUCCUAUCCCCACCCAGGUGGGGCCCACCACCACACCACACACUGAGCCAGCCAAUAGCAUGGUCAACAGUGUCCCUGACUCAGCAGCUCCCAUCACCAUUUGGCGCUCUGAGAGCCCCAUGGGUAAGAACCAGGUCAGCAAGGUGAUCAAGAAGGUAAAGAAGACAAAGGAAAAAGAGAAAGACAAGGAGGAGGAGAUGGAUGAGAAGGCAAAGCUGAAGAAAAAAGUCAAGAAAGGCAAGUUGACUAAGAAGAAAAGUCCAGUUAAACCGGUGUCUUCACCGCCAAACUUGAGCCGAUCAGCAAGUCCAAGAGAGAUGGCCAGGAUGUCAGAGUCCAGCCCAGAAAGCCGGGAAGAGCUGGAGAGUGAGGACAGUUACAAUGACCAGCGGCAGGAGGAACCCUCCAGUGAGGAUAUUAUGGAAACUUCACUGUCCAGGAAGAGAGAGAACAAUGUCCAGGCCAAGAAGACUGGGGUGAAGACCUCACAAGCCAAAAAGGUGAACAAGAGAAAAUCUCCCCCAGUAUCAAACCCCAAUCUCAGCUGAGGCCAGGGCAUUCAGGGUGAAAAAUAAAUGCGAUCAAGCCUGUAGCUGACUCCCUGCUGCUGUUCUCUUCCCCCUCCGACUGGGCUACUUCUUGUGGGUAGAGGAUGGGCUCUGGGCCUAGCUGGAGCCAAGGGGCUAGGGGAUGCAGGGAUAUCCAAAGGGCAAUCCAGCUUUCAAGGAUGAAGCCCAUAAGAAGGUAGGUGAGAGGGAAGGAGAGGAACACAGCCCCACAAUGGGUCUGUUUCUUUGUAACAUUCUAGGACUAGGGCAAGAAUCCAUCUGGGUUGGGGUGGGAGAGAGGGAGUCCCCUGUCCUGGGAGACUGGUCUGUGUGAAAUCCAUUUCCGGGAUAGGCAGUACUGUCUGCAGUGAUACCCC
Molecule: messenger RNA, 1742 nt
Organism: Cynocephalus volans (Philippine flying lemur)
Lineage: Eukaryota; Metazoa; Chordata; Mammalia; Dermoptera; Cynocephalidae
Gene: PROCA1
Product: protein interacting with cyclin A1
Exons: 6
Coding region: 229-1365 (378 amino acids)
Biological process (GO): arachidonate secretion; phospholipid metabolic process
Molecular function (GO): A2-type glycerophospholipase activity
Source: RefSeq, a predicted model, not a curated record